UGUGAAGAUCCUUGUAUUAUCAGUUGAGUGCCAAGUGGACGGACUUUUAGUGAUCCCUUCAAUGUACGCUAUUACUUUGAGUGCUUCAAACAAAGUGAUGGUCGAAUGAUGAAGUUUCGUUAUGCUUGUCCUGAGGGCUAUAUAUGGUAUACUGAAAACCCAGGAGUUGGACGAUGUGUGGAAGACAAUGGUGACUACUACUAUGACAACCCUUUCAGCAACUGCAACAAUCCAGAGAACCUGUGUCCUGAUCAUAAUCAGUGUGAGCUGGACCCUUGCUAUCCUGGCGUUCCAUGUAGAUCUUCAAGCGUGGCUCCCUACUUCACCUGUGGUCCUUGCCCCACUGGAUUCUCUGGGGAUGGAAUUACGUGCGAUGGGCUAGGGUGCCCAGUUGGGUUUGCAGGUAUCAGUGGUGAAUGUGCCCCCGACUCUGACCUUGAUGGUUACCCAGACUCUGAACUAAGUUGUACAGAGAUAUAUUGCCGUCAGGAUAACUGCAUUUAUAGGCCGAAUUCCGGCCAAGAAGAUGCAGAUGGCGAUGGUGAUGGCGAUGCCUGUGAUAGUGAUGCAGAUGGUGAUGGCUUUGACAAGAAUACGGACAACUGUCUGCUGAUAUCCAACCCACUGCAAGAAGAUGCGGAUUCAGAUGGAUGGGGAAAUGUCUGUGAUAACUGCCCUUCUGUGUCUAACCCGAGGCAAAAGGAUACUGAUGGGGAUGAAUUGGGCGACGAAUGUGAUGACGAUAUUGAUAAUGAUGGAACCGAUAAUGUUAACGAUAAUUGUAUCUCGACCGCAAAUGCCAACCAAAAUGAUCUUGAUGGGGAUGGUUUGGGCGAUGAGUGUGAUAACUGCCCCCAGCAUCCCAAUAUUGGCCAAGAGGAUGCUGAUGAAGAUUUACUGGGAGAUGCGUGUGAUAACGAUGCUGACUUGGAUAGUGAUGGUGUGGACGACAGUAUAGACAACUGCCCAGAUGUAGCCAACAGUGACCAGUCAGAUGUAGAUGGUGAUGGCAGUGGCGAUGCCUGUGAUGCUGACAGCGACAAUGAUGGUGUGGAUGACACGGCUGACAACUGUCCCCUGUACCCAAUUCAGGGGGUUGUGAGUAUGUUAGAUUUGUUUGGGGAUGAAAAAGUAUGUUUGGGGCAUGGUAUGUAUGAGUAUAGGGAAAAUUUUGAUGGAUUAUUGGGCAGUGAUGAGUAUGAUAUGUCGGUAGAGUUGUAUUGUGAUGAAAACUUAGGUGAUAACCUUGAACCCGAGUUUGUAAGCUUCCUCCAGUUUGGAUCACAUGAUAAGGGAAACAGAGUUUUCCCCCAAUUGAUAAUUCUGACCAGCUAUGCACAGGGGAAGCAGACUCCCAAGGUUUGGUUUAGCCAAGCAGAGAGAGGGUUAUCGAAGCUGAUCAACUCCACUACGGGUCCUGGUACAGCACUAAGGGAUGCAUUAUGGUACACUGGUUCCACACCUGAUCAGGCAACACUGCUUUGGAAGGACAACAGCAUUGGAUGGGCACCAAAUGUGGCAUAUCGCUGGCAGCUUCACCACCGGCCUCGUAUUGGCGUCAUAAGGUUCUACUUGUACAGAGGGGAUUCUCAGCUGAUCGACUCUAAAAACAUUUAUGAUACUACACUACAAGGAGGCCGAUUGGGACUCUUCUGCUUCUCUCAAGAAAAAAUUAUCUGGUCCAACAUCAAGUAUACCUGUACUGAUUGUAAAAAGUCGGCAACUUCCUUAUCAGUGACUCAUCACUGGCUUAAUAUUAUGUAUGAAGUUUGGUCAAUGGUAUGA
Penaeus monodon (black tiger shrimp) is the source of this 1785-nucleotide messenger RNA. Its product is annotated as cartilage oligomeric matrix protein-like. The transcript is spliced from 11 exons. Lineage: Eukaryota; Metazoa; Arthropoda; Malacostraca; Decapoda; Penaeidae. Gene Ontology annotation, molecular function: calcium ion binding. Gene Ontology annotation, cellular component: extracellular region. Gene Ontology annotation, biological process: cell adhesion. The record is from RefSeq and is a predicted model, not a curated record. The coding region runs from base 106 to 1785 and encodes 559 amino acids.